Nematolebias whitei (Rio pearlfish) is the source of this 2493-nucleotide messenger RNA. RefSeq names its product sal-like protein 1. The coding region runs from base 187 to 2493 and encodes 768 amino acids. Gene Ontology annotation, biological process: regulation of DNA-templated transcription. NCBI's taxonomy places the organism in Eukaryota, Metazoa, Chordata, Actinopteri, Cyprinodontiformes, Rivulidae. The transcript has 4 exons. The record is from RefSeq and is a predicted model, not a curated record. Gene Ontology annotation, molecular function: RNA polymerase II cis-regulatory region sequence-specific DNA binding; DNA-binding transcription factor activity, RNA polymerase II-specific.
UUUAUCUUUUCUGCUGGUACUUGCUAGCUCACAGCUGCAUUUUGAAAACCAAAUGAGAAAAGCGACAGAAUGUGAACAGUCAGCGGGCCUAACGUCGGCCUGUUACUGUUACCGAGCGCCCCCGGUUUCUCUGCUCCUGUCGCUUUGAAGUUUAGACGUGUCCGUGAGUUUUGAAGGCGUCUCAUCAUGUUGAGCGGCGUCGCUUUGCGCUCUCAGAUCGCCUCCGUCAUCGAUGCCAUGGCCAAAGCAGCCGUGGCGGAACUCUCCAAGGUUGUGGAGGAAGGUGUGGUGGUGCUGCGGCUGGAAAUGUGUCAGCGGGAGGAUGAGAUCAAGAGGCUGAAGAGCACCGUGGACGUCCUGCAUAACGAGCUGAGAGCAGCCCGCUACGCGGUGACCCUGCGCCCCGACCGGCUCCACGGCAGAGAGGAAAGUCAAAGUAAGGUUGGAGAUGAGAGGACCCUGGUGCAUCCCAGUGAAAACCACAGCAUCCCAUCUGAACCUGAAGUGAAGGUGAAACGUGAACUUGUUGAGGAGAGAAACAAAGAACCCAGAGGACAAAAGGACAAGCCAGGAGAGGAGUGUCUAUAUGAAGGUGGGCAGUGGAGAUCAGCAACACACAAAGAGACGGGAUGCAGCAACUCAAACUAUCUAACUUUAGGACAGCACAUGUCGUGCCUCUCUGAGUCCUCUCUGGGUGGAGGGCUGACGUUGUCCUGCAGCGACUCUGGAGGUUUUCAGCAGAGCCCGUUCAGCCGUGGCUUGUUGGGUUACAGCCAGUACAGAAACGCAGUCCGGAGGAGGACCGUGAAGAGGCUGAUGUUUAAGAAGCGUUUCAUCUGCCCGUACUGUGGCAAAUGUUUCGAUCGUGCCGGACAUCUGGAGAGACACAAGAGGAUUCAUACGGGUGAGAAACCGUAUCGCUGCGAGAUUUGUUCCCGACGCUUCAAUCAGAAAUGCAGCCUGAAGGAGCACAUGAAGCUUCACAGAAGAUAUAAUGAGUUACAACCAGAGGGGCUCCAGGUUGGCCAACAAAUCCUAAAUCUGGAGGGGAACCCGCGCAUUGAUCCACACCCCCCUCAGGAAACAGGCCUGACCCAGACUGAGAACCGAACACGGACCGAGGAGAACCUGCCAACACCUGUUCAAGUCAAAUCUGAGCCUGCUGAGGAAAAUGUAACACGGCCUCAGUUUCACGAGGAAAACGAACAAACGGCGAACAGAACUCAAAACUUCACAUUUGAAAGCGACGGACAAAUAUGGGCGUCUGGAUUACAGAAUAAUCCAGAGUCGAGCAGCUCAGAACUCCCGAGCAGCUCGACGCAGAACAUGUCUUCCUUCCCUAACAUAGCUCAGUUACUCCAACCGCCAGCAGAAGCUUCUUGUAGCAACUUCUCUUUCCAAGACAAACUGAAAAACAGCACCGUUUCCCAAAUGUCGUAUGGCUCCUCAGGUUCGCUCGUCAUAUCCAGUAACCCCAUUUCACAAAGCCUGUCGGAGGCCCCGGUGAACCACCACCGACAGACGAUGAGCAGGUCCAUCCGGGUUCUGAAACCCAAGAAAUGCUUCAUUUGCUCGUACUGCGGGAAGACCUUCGAGCGAGUCGGACACCUGGAGAGACAUCUUCGGAUUCACACGGGAGAGAAGCCAUACGGUUGUCAUAUCUGUGGGAGGUGUUUCAAUCAGAAGAGCAGCCUUAAAGGUCACAUGAAGACUCACAGAAAUGGGGAGACCUCAGAUGUGCUGAAUGCUCAUCACCUGAUGCUCACAGUGCCUGAUAAUCAGCUCCUGGAGAACUUUGCAGAACCUGGUAACGGCCAAGCAUCUGCAGAGGAACUCGUCCCUGGCCCUGCGUACGUCGACGGUCUACAAGAGGAAGCAGUGAUGGUGAAGCUGGAGCCCAACACUGAGGAUUUUCUCUCUGCAAGUCAGAUUAGAACAGAUAAUGGCACAGCAGCAUCUGACGAAAGUCACAUGUGGACGUCUGUAGCAGAAGAAAGCACUGACCCCCCUGAUCAGACAGUCUGUGUACUUGUACAAAAUGUGAAGUAUCACCUUGGUUCACCUGCAGGAGGUGCCGAUGAGCUGCAGCGGGACGUUUCGAUUAAAGACUCGACUUGUCCAGACAACAGAGAAAAAGAAGAGCAGUGUUCAAUCAUGGCGUUGCAGCCAAGGAGCUCAGACGUGGCUGACGCUCUAAAGCUAAACGAUUCACAGGAGGCGGUUGUGAGCGAUUACUGCUCAGUGAACCAAGAUGGAGCGUUUGAGUUUAAUAUGGCAGCUUCAGGCAGCUUUGAGGACACCUGCGGCGUGGACGCCACCAGGCAAAGCAGUUACAUUUGUUCAAACUGCGGGCAAAGCUUCGGUAGUUUCAGUAAAUUUCAGGAGCACCAGUGUGAACCCCCCCUGGUGACAGCUUUAGGUUGUGAGAUUUGUGGGAAAACCUUUAAUCAGAUGAGCAUCCUGAAACUGCACCUUAAACUACAUGUAAAAUAA